This is a messenger RNA of Phacochoerus africanus (Common warthog), 3866 nucleotides long. RefSeq names its product unk zinc finger (gene UNK). The coding region runs from base 229 to 2559 and encodes 776 amino acids. The transcript is spliced from 17 exons. The record is from RefSeq and is a predicted model, not a curated record. Gene Ontology annotation, molecular function: mRNA CDS binding; metal ion binding. NCBI's taxonomy places the organism in Eukaryota, Metazoa, Chordata, Mammalia, Artiodactyla, Suidae. Gene Ontology annotation, biological process: cell morphogenesis involved in neuron differentiation.
GGCGAAGAGGCAGGAAGACAGGACCAUGUCGAAGGGCCCCGGGCCCGGCGGCUCCGCAGCUUCCUCGGCGCCCCCGGCCGCUACCGCUCAGGUGCUGCAGGCACAGCCCGAGAAACCGCAGCACUACACGCCCAACCCAGCUGUGGCCUCAGAGGGACCCCCAAAUGCUGACACUGCAAGAGUCCAGUAAGAUGGAAAACCUCUUCCUGGGAAUCUGCUUGUGUCUAAAUGUACCUGAAGGAAUUCCGCACUGAGCAGUGCCCACUCUUUGUGCAACACAAAUGCACUCAACAUCGGCCCUAUACCUGCUUCCACUGGCAUUUUGUGAACCAGCGCCGCCGCCGGUCCAUCCGCCGUCGGGACGGCACCUUCAACUACAGCCCUGACGUCUACUGCACCAAGUACGACGAGGCCACGGGCCUCUGCCCGGAGGGCGACGAGUGCCCAUUCCUGCACAGGACCACAGGGGACACGGAGCGCAGGUACCACCUGCGCUACUAUAAGACUGGAAUCUGCAUCCACGAGACAGACUCGAAAGGCAACUGCACCAAAAACGGCCUGCACUGCGCUUUUGCCCACGGGCCCCAUGACCUGCGCUCCCCUGUCUACGACAUCAGGGAGCUCCAGGCAAUGGAGGCCUUGCAGAAUGGCCAGACCGCAGUGGAGGGCAGCAUAGAGGGCCAGUCGGCCGGGGCCGCGAGCCACGCCAUGAUAGAAAAAAUCCUCAGCGAGGAGCCACGGUGGCAAGAGACCGCAUAUGUGCUGGGGAACUAUAAGACGGAGCCGUGCAAGAAGCCCCCGCGGCUGUGCCGCCAGGGUUAUGCCUGUCCCUACUACCACAACAGCAAAGACCGGCGGCGGAGCCCCCGGAAACACAAAUACAGGUCGUCUCCAUGUCCGAACGUAAAACACGGGGAUGAGUGGGGAGACCCCGGCAAGUGUGAGAACGGAGACGCCUGCCAGUACUGCCACACCCGCACGGAGCAGCAGUUCCACCCAGAGAUCUAUAAGUCUACCAAGUGCAACGACAUGCAGCAGUCGGGCAGCUGUCCCCGGGGACCUUUCUGCGCCUUCGCCCACGUAGAACAGCCAGCCCUCGGUGACGACCUGCAGCCUUCCUCAGCCGUGUCCAGCCCCACCCAGCCGGGUCCCGUCUUGUACAUGCCGUCUGCUGCCGGCGACUCGGUGCCCGUGAGCCCCUCCAGCCCACAUGCCCCUGACCUCAGUGCUCUCCUCUGUAGGAACAGCAGCCUAGGGAGCCCAUCUAACCUCUGUGGCUCCCCACCGGGCUCCAUCAGGAAGCCCCCAAAUCUGGAAGGCAUUGUUUUUCCUGGGGAGUCUGGCCUCGCCCCUGGCAGCUAUAAGAAGGCUCCUGGCUUUGAGAGGGAAGACCAGGUGGGAGCCGAAUACCUGAAAAAUCUGAAGUGCCAGGCCAAGUUAAAACCCCACUCACUAGAGCCCAGGAAUCAAGAGCAGCCUCUGCUUCAGCCCAAACAGGACAUGCUGGGCAUCCUCCCUGUGGGCAGCCCCCUGACCUCAAGCAUCUCUUCUAGUAUCACAUCCAGCCUAGCAGCUACUCCCCCUAGCCCCGCCGGCACCAGCAGCGUCCCUGGCAUGAAUGCAAAUGCUCUGCCCUUCUACCCCGCCAGCGACACGGUAGAGUCGGUCAUAGAGUCUGCCCUGGAUGACCUGGACCUGAAUGAGUUCGGGGUGGCCGCCUUAGAGAAGACUUUCGACAGCAGCACCGUGCCCCACCCGGGCAGCAUCACAGUCGGCGGCAGUUUGCUGCAGAGCUCCGCACCCGUGAACAUCCCUGGCUCCCUGGGCAGCUCUGCCUCCUUCCACUCCGCAUCCCCGUCCCCUCCCGUCAGCCUCUCCUCGCAUUUCCUGCAGCAGCCCCAGGGCCACCUGAGCCAGUCAGAAAACACAUUUUUGGGGACCUCAGCAUCACAUGGAUCUUUGGGGCUGAACGGGAUGAACAGCAGCAUCUGGGAGCAUUUUGCCUCUGGAAGUUUCUCCCCGGGCACUUCCCCUGCUUUCCUGUCGGGGCCAGGGGCUGCGGAGCUGGCCCGGCUUAGGCAAGAACUAGAUGAAGCCAACGGUACCAUCAAGCAGUGGGAGGAGUCCUGGAAGCAGGCGAAGCAGGCUUGUGAUGCCUGGAAGAAGGAGGCCGAGGAGGCCGGGGAGCGGGCCAGCGCGGCAGGUGCGGAGUGCGAGCUGGCCCGGGAGCAGCGGGAUGCGAUGGAGGCGCAGGUGAAGAAGCUACAGGAGGAGCUGGAGCGGCUGCACUCAGGCCCCGACCCGCAGGCCCUGCCCGCCUUUUCCGACCUGGAGACCCUCUCACUCUCCACCCUCUACUCCCUCCAGAAGCAGCUGCGGGCGCACCUGGAACAAGUGGACAAGGCCGUGUUCCACAUGCAGUCGGUGAAAUGCCUUAAGUGUCAGGAGCAGAACCGAGCGGUGCUGCCGUGCCAACACGCCGUGCUGUGUGAGCUCUGUGCCGAGGGCAGUGAGUGCCCCGUGUGCCAGCCAGGCCGGGCCCACACCCUCCAGUCGUGACCCUGCAGGCCUGGCCCUGGCCUGGCUCAGAUCUUCUCACCUAGGACUUUUUAAAGUAUAUAUAUGUAUGUAUGUAUGUAUGUAUGUAUGUACGUAUAUGUAUAUGAUUAUGUAUACAUUUCCGUAUGUGUGCAGGUAUGUGUGGGCGGCCAGUGUGAACAGUGUCUGUGUGUAUAUCUGUACAUAGAUAUAGACACACACUUUAAAACAGACUUACCAAGCACUUUUUAAAAGAAAACUAUUUUGCAGUCCUCUCCCUACCCGCUCCCUACUUUUCCCACUGCAGAGACAAAGUCCCCCCUUCUCCCACCAGCCUUUUGGCAGGGAGUCAGUUUCUGUCUCUUUUUUAUGUAGGAACUAACUAUUUUUAACUUUUUUCUGGGGCCUGAGCAGGGAGGGGUGGGAAACUAGAAGGGGGUGAGGGAAGGGGCUAAGCCUUCGGGGCAGGCCCUGUUCACCCCACCUCCCCAGGCCAGGGCCCAGAGCCAGGGCUUGUGUGGAGGACCAGCUGGAGACCUGGCUCCCGCUGUGAGGAUUGAGGGGGAGGGCGUCUGCUGGGGUCCGAGCCAGCCUAGCUCCUAGGUUUACCAAGUGUGUAUUUAGUCUGGGGUGGCAGGUAAAAGUUGUGGGGCCAGCCCCACUCCUAACCCUGGGCCCUUGAAGCUCCUCCAGGGGCAAGGCCUAGGCCUUCUACCCUCAGAUUCCUGAGGCUGGGGGUCUACCCCCCAGGCUCCCAGCACAGCCUCCCUGGCCCCAGGGCCAUCUACCAGGCUGGCACUGCCCUCUCCAUCACCCCCAGCUGCCCUCAGCUGCCCCCCCGCCCCCUUGUGCACAGCCCUCUGUGCUGUCCGCCCCUCCCUCUGGCAGCUAGCAGGGCAAUAGGUGGGGGAGUCGCGGACUGUGAGGACCAAGGUAGGGCUCCGGCCCUGCCCUGGAGGGGCUCCGUAGGCAUUCCUUGGUGCUCUCUGAGUGCAGCUGACGUCCUGCCCCCUGUCUGGAGCAGACGCCGUGUGCAUGUGUGUGCGUGCCUGUCCAAUGUAUAUUGUGUCUUAGCUUCCAUUUUAAAAAUUGUUCUGUACAGAGAGAUGCAGCAGGGGCGGGAGGGCAGAGUGGGCAGAGGGAAGCCGCCCCACUCCCAGCACUGGGGGUCUGGGGUGGGAGCAAGAGCGCUGCAAAGGGUCUGGCCCGGCCCAGGCCCCCCCUUGGGCUCAGCACGAAAGGGCUUUCAAUGAAUUAAGUGAAAAACUUUUUUACAAAAAUGCAAAAAUCAAAGCUCCGAACGUAUUGGGAAUAAACUAUGAACUUGC